Messenger RNA from Neocloeon triangulifer, 2201 nucleotides. It is a transcript of the gene Srrm1, whose product is annotated as serine/arginine repetitive matrix protein 1. The record is from RefSeq and is a predicted model, not a curated record. Bases 345 to 2093 code for a protein of 582 amino acids. Gene Ontology annotation, biological process: mRNA processing; regulation of mRNA splicing, via spliceosome. Gene Ontology annotation, molecular function: RNA binding. The transcript has 13 exons. Gene Ontology annotation, cellular component: spliceosomal complex. NCBI's taxonomy places the organism in Eukaryota, Metazoa, Arthropoda, Insecta, Ephemeroptera, Baetidae.
GCCGUUGAGUUUGCUAAUAUGGCGGAUCGGCGGAUGUAUUGUUAAAAACACAAAUUAAAUUGUGCACUGCGAAGCAUCAUUUCUGUGUCAUUAUACGUCCUCAACUCUCAAAAUUAACGCAUUCUAGGCUGGCUCGGCAUCGCGCCAAUUAAUACUGAAAAUUUGAAGGUCUUGAACUACCCGUUUUUUCCUGAGAAGUUCAAUUCGAUCGUUCAGCUCUGCAAACUACUCUCAAUCGAAAAUUUGACUGCAACUGAAGAUUUUGCUGCAUCCGACAGAACUUUCACGGUUUGUUUUGAAAGGAGGAACUUUUUGAAAAUUCUUUUUGAAAAGCAAGCAAAAAGAUGACGGACGCCGGAUUUUUUCGGGGAACCUCUGCUGAGCAAGACAAUCGAUUUAGUGACAAGGAAAAAAAACUUCUAAAGCAAAUGAAAUUCGCAGACCACCUAAGCAAGAGAGUGGACAUUCUCAAAGUGAAAAUUGACGUCAUCAAACCGUGGAUCACACAACGGAUCACAGAACUCCUUGGUAUGGAGGAUGAUGUUGUGGUGGAGUUUGUUUUCAAUCAACUUGAAGAUGAAAAAAAUCCUGAUCCAAAGAAGAUGCAGAUUCUGUUGACGGGUUUUCUAAAUGGUAAAAAUGCUAGAAUAUUCAUGUCUGAGCUUUGGGAGCUAUUGCUGUCUGCUCAAGAAAGUGUCAGUGGCAUUCCGGAAAAGUUCCUGGAACUAAAAAAGGAGGAGUUAAAGAAAAAAGUGGAGGAGCAAGAAAAGAUCCAUGAAACAAUUAAAAUGCAAUUAGCGGAAAAAGAGAGACAAAGAGAUGAUGCCCGAAAAGAAACAGGCCACGAUAGAGCGGGUCGGUCCAGGAGCAGGUCAAAGGGUAGAUCUCGAAAUUCACGGAGCAGAUCAAGAGAAAAGAAGAGGUCAAGAAGCAGGUCGAGAGAAAAGAGGAAAUCAAGAAGUAGGUCCAGAGGCAGAGAUCGUGGGAGCACGCAAGGACGAAGCAAAAGGUUCUCUCGCAGCUCCUCGAAGGAACCUCUCAAGACACAAAACCAAGGCGAAGUUUCGGAAAGCUCAAAAAAUAAAAAGAAUUUGCCUGAAAAGGAUGAUACCACCAGUGAGCAAGCUAAAGACAGAACAAAUGAUGUAAAAAUCAAGGAAGAGACCAAGAGCACUGAAGCCGCAAAAGAUGGUGACGUUCAGAUUCAGAAAUCGGAGCACAGUGUUCAGCGAAAGCGGCAGUACCGCAGGAACCGGGAUUCAAGUUCCGGCUCAGAUCAACCGACUUGGAAAAAAUCAAGAUCUCGAAGUCCUGAUCGUCGUUAUCGUGGUCGCAUGCAAAGACGUCAUGAUGGACCUCAUUCCAGAAACCGAGACCGUGAAAGGGAUUAUGGCAGGCAAGACUCGCGAAGGCAAUUGCGAACUCCGCCUCGCCAGUCUCGUAACAGUCGACGGUCCAUAAGCCCGAAACACAGAGAUCGUGAUUCCUAUAGUGAUAGGAAGCAACAUGAUUCUCGACACGAGAGACGUAAUUCCACUGAGCCUAAUACGUCCAGAGAUAAAAGAAGAGAAAGGUCAAGGGAAAGGAAGCGGAGUCCAUCACAAGACUCUCCUAGGGCUACUAAACGGGCCGGAGACACGGACUCUUCUGAUCAUAAUGGUGUGACAAAGCAAGAGCCAAAGAGAAGCAAGUCUCCUGAAAAAAGAUCAGAUGGAUCCGAAGGUGCACCUCCAAAGUCCAGAAAUAGGAGUUCGUCGGAAUCUUCAGCAAAAUGUGACAGCAAGUCACCUUCGCCUAAACGUAGAUUGGCCAGCUCAAGUCCAGAGAAAGGCUCCCCAAAACCCACGGAAGACAAGCAGUACAGUUCCGACUCGGAUUUUGAGAACGAGGCCCAAGUGAGCGGAUCGGAGGGCCACGAGUCCGAGAAAAAGAGGAAGAAACACAAGAAGGAGAAGAAGCAGAAAAAAAGCAAAAGGAGUAAGAAAGAAAAAAAGAAAGAGAAGGGAGAGAAGGUAUCAAGCGGUGAAGAUUUGGAGAAGCAGCUGCGAGAGAGGGCACUAAAAUCGAUGAAGAAGGGUCACGACGACAACUGACGUACUUGCGGAACAAUUUUUAACAAACAUGAACUGCAAUAAAAAUGGUUUCCUCAAUCAGUCUGUAGCUUAAAUAAAACUAUAAUUCACUGCAUUUAAUUUUAUCUG